AUGGAAAGUAUGGAGUUAGAAGACAUCAAAAUAGAAGAUUCUACGGUCGAAGAACCCAAACAGGUUGAACAAAAUGAAGAAUUAUCAAUUGACUACUCUAAUGAAUUCAUCAACCACGAUACAUUUGCAACAAGGGAUGAAUUGCUGAAAUGGGUGAGAGAAGUGGGUAGACGUCUCGGAAUGGUCUUUACAAUCAUGUCAUCAAAUUCUGGACUCAAUCGACGUAGAACACCUUAUAUGGUGCUUGUGUGUGAGCGUGCGGACACCAAAUUGGGCAUGGAUGAUGACAAUGUUGGAUGGAAGCUCGAAGUUGUUUUUGGCAUUCAUAAUCACCCAUGUUUUCCAAAUUUGGAGGGCCACGCAUAUGCGACAAGAUUAACAAGCGAAGAGAUGAAAAUUGUAGAAGAAAUGUCAAAUGCGUUGGUGCAACCAAAGGCAAUACUUACUACAUUGAAGAAGAGGGAUGAGACAAAUGUAGCUGAAAUAAAGACAAUUUACAAUGCUCGUCAUAGGCUUCAGGCGAUAGAGAAAGCCAGUAGAUCUCAAAUUCAACUUUUGAUGACGAAAUUGUCCGAACAUAAUUACCUUGAGGAUCAUAGAUCGAACGAAGAUGGUGAAGUCACUGAUUUGUUUUGGAGCAACCCUACUUGCUUGGCCUUAGGGCGUAGCUUUCCCUACGUGUUACUUAUGGAUUGCACGUACAAAACUAACCGAUACCCAUUACUGGAGAUGGUGGGCGUUACUUCUACGAACAAAACAUUCUCCAUUUCCUUUGCAUACUUGCAAUGUGAGAAGGCAGACAACUACGAAUGGACAUUGAGGACCUUGGUGCAGAAGAUGGGAGGGAGUCAUAGUCCUAAUUAA
Messenger RNA from Erythranthe guttata (spotted monkey flower), 864 nucleotides. The record is from RefSeq and is a predicted model, not a curated record. NCBI's taxonomy places the organism in Eukaryota, Viridiplantae, Streptophyta, Magnoliopsida, Lamiales, Phrymaceae.